Molecule: messenger RNA, 3111 nt
Organism: Pipistrellus kuhlii (Kuhl's pipistrelle)
Lineage: Eukaryota; Metazoa; Chordata; Mammalia; Chiroptera; Vespertilionidae
Gene: GALNT6
Product: polypeptide N-acetylgalactosaminyltransferase 6
Exons: 12
Coding region: 518-2419 (633 amino acids)
Cellular component (GO): Golgi apparatus
Source: RefSeq, a predicted model, not a curated record
UGACGCUGAUUUCGCCGUCUAACCUUGGCCAACGCACAUAAACACUCCCCCGGUGGGGAGUGAAUGAGAAGGUGUAGGGAAAGUGCUUUGGCAAAGCUCCAAGCACCAGCCAAAUGCAAGGCAUUGUGGGGUCAUGGUUACGGCAGUGAGUGGGCUUCCGAGAGACGUGGGCCUGAGUGCAAAUCCUGCCUCUGCUACUUCCUGGUUGUGUGACUUCAGUCAAGUUGCUUUAUCUCCCUGUGCUUCCGUUUCCUUCUGUGUAAAAAACGGAGAAGAUAACUGUUACCUGACUUGACGUGGUGAGUAUAAAAGUAAUAAAAGCCAACCCCACUUCAAGGGACCACAACACAAUGUCAGGAAGAGGGAGCUGAGUGACCUGGGUGAUUCUGAGUCAGUCAGGGAGGUCUUCCUGAAGGAGGCUGAGGCCCCAAGGUGAGGCCACCCGGACAUAUCAAGCUAUUUUCAGGAUCGGCCCGGCACUGGAGCCGGCUCAGUCGGGGCCCCCUGUGGUUCCAGAAUGAGGCUCCUCCGCAGACGUCACAUGCCCUUGCGCCUGGCCAUAGUGGGCAGCGCCUUUGUGCUCUUCCUCUUCAUCCUGCAGAGGGAUGUCAGCAGCAGGGAACAUGCCACGGAGAAACCGUGGCUGAAGUCCUUGGUGAGCCAGAAGGAUCAUGUCCUGGACCUCAUGAUGGGGGCCAUGAACAACCUUAAGGAUUCGAUGCCCAAGUUCCAGAUCAGGGCUCCAGAGCCCCAGGACACACUGCUCUCCACAAACAAGUUCUGCCUCCCCGGUUUCUACACACCAGCUGAACUGAAGCCCUUCUGGGAACGGCCACCACAGGACCCCAACGGCCCUGGGGCAGAUGGGAAGGCUUUUCAGAAGGACGAGUGGACGCCCCUGGAGACCCAGGAAAAGGACAAGGGCUAUAAGAAGCACUGCUUCAAUGCCUUUGCCAGUGACCGGAUCUCCCUGCAGAGGGCCCUGGGGCCAGACACUCGACCCCCUGAAUGUGUCGACCAGAAGUUCCGGCGCUGCCCACCACUGCCCACUACCAGCGUCAUCAUUGUGUUUCACAACGAGGCCUGGUCCACACUGCUGCGAACAGUGUACAGCGUCCUCCACACCAGCCCUGCCAUCCUGCUGAAGGAGAUCAUACUGGUGGAUGAUGCCAGCACUGAGGACUAUUUAAAGGAGGAACUGGAACAGUACGUGAAGCAGCUGCAGAUCGUGAGGGUGGUGCGGCAGGAGGAGCGGAAGGGGUUGAUCACGGCCCGGCUGCUGGGAGCCAGCGUGGCACAGGCAGAGGUGCUCACCUUCCUGGAUUCCCACUGCGAGUGCUUCCAUGGCUGGCUGGAGCCCCUCCUGGCUCGCAUCACCGAGGAUGAGACAGCGGUGGUGAGCCCGGACAUCGUCACUAUUGACCUUAACACUUUUGAGUUCUCCAAGCCCGUUCAGAAGGGCAGAGUCCAUAGCCGGGGCAACUUUGACUGGAGCCUGACCUUCGGCUGGGAGACUCUCCCUCCACAUGAAAAGCAGAGGCGCAAGGAUGAGACUUACCCAAUCAAAAGAUGCACAUGCUUCUCCCUCUGUCUCUCCAGAUCCCCGACGUUUGCUGGUGGCCUGUUCUCCAUCUCCAAGUCCUACUUCGAGCACAUCGGUACCUAUGAUAAUCAGAUGGAGAUCUGGGGAGGGGAGAACGUGGAAAUGUCCUUCCGGGUGUGGCAGUGUGGGGGGCAGCUGGAGAUCAUCCCCUGCUCUGUGGUAGGCCACGUGUUCCGUACCAAAAGCCCCCACACCUUUCCCAAGGGCACCAAUGUCAUUACUCGCAACCAAGUGCGCCUGGCUGAAGUCUGGAUGGAUAGCUACAAGGAGAUUUUCUACCGGAGAAGUAUGGAGGCAGCAAAGAUGGCCCGAGAGAAAUCCUUCGGUGACAUUUCCGAACGACUGCAGCUGAGGGAACAACUACACUGUCGUAACUUCUCCUGGUACCUGCACAACAUCUACCCAGAGUUGUUCAUUCCUGACCUGAAGCCCACCUUCUAUGGAGCUAUAAAGAACCUCGGUAUCAACCAGUGCCUGGAUGUGGGUGAGAAGAACCAUGGAGAGAAGCCUCUCAUCAUGUAUGCCUGCCACGGUCUUGGUGGCAACCAGUACUUUGAGUACACAACCCAGAGGGACCUUCGCCACAACAUCGCAAAGCAGCUGUGUCUACACGCCAGUGCUGGCACUUUGGGCCUUAGGAGUUGUCACUUUAUUGGCAAAAACAGCCAAGUCCCCAAGGACGAAGAAUGGGAAUUGACCCAGGAUCAACUCAUCAGGAACUCGGGAUCUGGUACCUGCCUGACGUCCAAGGACAAAAAGCCAGCCAUGGACUCCUGCAAUCCCAGUGACCCCCACCAGCACUGGCUCUUCGUCUAGACCCCAUAUCAUCCCCUGUGGGAGUUCCCACAAGUCUCUCAGGAAACAUUAUUUUGGGGAACCUGAUGUUUGGGAACCUGAUCAUCAGCUUCUCUAUCAGCCUUAAAGAUGGAGUUUAAACCUAAUUUUGGAUGUCAAGGCAGGACCUUUCUACUUCUUGCAACAACAUUGGGCCCAUUUUCUUUUCUCCAGAUCGACGGAAGAGACUGUAAGAACACAUGGUACUUGACCCAGAGCUUUCCUUCUGUCUGAGAAACAGAGACUUCCAAAGCAGAGAAAGCUCCUGGGAUGGGGCCCAAGGCAGCAAUGCCAAAUUCAAGAAAAGUACCUCUGCAACCAUGUCGUGACUUCCUGAUCAUCUAGAGCUGGGCAUACAGAAUCUAGUGACAUAAUAUAUUCUAGCAGAGAUCCAUCUGUUAGAGGUCUAAGAGCAACUCCCUUGCUAAUAGUACACCAAGUUUAUAGAGCCAUUUACGGUUUACAGAAAACAACCUGAUAGGAAUCCUUUAUUUUACUUCAUCUGCACAAUGACUCUGUAAGAAAGACAGGACAGGGACUGGCAUACCCAUUUUACAGAUAAGAAAGCUGAGUCAGGGAAGGGUAAAGGAGGUUGUCUGUAGUCCCACAGCUAGUGGAUGGUGGGAGCCAAAACUGAGGCUUGAACUUGGACACUGAACAAGGGCGCCUUCCAC